Oncorhynchus masou masou (cherry salmon) is the source of this 2505-nucleotide messenger RNA. RefSeq lists its product as uncharacterized. The transcript has 8 exons. The record is from RefSeq and is a predicted model, not a curated record. Bases 1 to 2505 code for a protein of 834 amino acids. Lineage: Eukaryota; Metazoa; Chordata; Actinopteri; Salmoniformes; Salmonidae.
AUGUGGAAGAGCUGUAAGGAUGGGGGAGGAUCAGCCUGCCAUGUUGUGUUUUACUGCCUGCCUCUGCCUCUGCCUCUGCCCCUGCCCCUGCCUCUGCCCCUGCCUCUGCACCUGCCCCUGCAUCUGCCCCUGCAUCUGCCCCUGCCCCUGCAUCUGCCCCUGCAUCUGCCCCUGCCCGUGCCCCUGCAUCUGCCCCUGCCCCUGCAUCUGCCCCUGCCCGUGCCCCUGCAUCUGCCCCUGCCCCUGCCUCUGCACCUGCCCCUGCAUCUGCCUCUGCCCCUGCCUCUGCCUCUGCCCCUGCCUCUGCCCCUGCCUCUGCCUCUGUCUCUGCUCCUGCCCCUGCAUCUGCCACUGCCCCUGCAUCUGCCUCUGCCCCUGCCUCUGCCCCAUGCCUCUGCCUCUGCCUCUGCCCCUCUGCCCCUGCCCCUGCCUCUGCCUCUGCCUCUGCCUCUGAACCUGCCCCUGCCUCUGCCCCUGCCUCUGCCCCUGCCUCUGCCCCUGCCCCUGCCCUUGCCCCUGCCUCUGUCCCUGCCUCUGCCCCUGCCUCUGUCCCUAACUCUGCCUCUGCCCCUGCUUCCGCCCCUGCCUCUGCCUCUGCCCCUGCCUCUGCCCUUGCCUCUGCCCCUGCCCCUGCCCCUGCCCCUGCCUCUGCACCUGCCAAUGCAUCUGCCCCUGCCCCUGCAUCUGCCCCUGCAUCUGCCCCUGCAUCUGCCCCUGCCCGUGACACCUGCAUCUGCCCCUGCCCCUGCCUCUGCACCUGCCCCUGCCCCUGCCCCUGCAUCUGCCCCUGCCCCUGCCCCUGCCCGUGCCUCUGCCCCUGCAUCUGCCCCUGCCCCUGCAUCUGCCUCUGCCCCUGCCUCUGCCUCUGCCCCUGCCUCUGCCCCUGCCUCUGCCUCUGCCUCUGCCCCUGCUUCUGCCUCUUCUGCCUCUGCCCCUGCCUCUGCCUCUGCCUCUGCCUCUGCCCCUACCUCUGCCCCUGCCUCUGCCCCUGCCUCUGCCUCUGCCCCUGCCUCUGCCUCUGUCCCUACCUCUGCCUCUGCCCCUGCCUCUGCCUCUGCCUCUGCCCCUGCCUCUGCCCCUGCCUCUGCCUCUGCCCCUGCCCCUGCCUCUGCCUCUGCCUCUGCCUCUGCCUCUGCCUCUGCCUCUGCCCCUGCCUGCACCCCCUACUGCACUCUUCUACUGCACUCCCCUACUGCACCUCCCUACUGCACCCCCCUACUGCACCUCCCCUACUGCACUCCCCCCCUAUUGCACCACCCCUACUGCACACCCCUACUGAACGCCCCUACUGCACCUCCCUACUGCACUCCCCUACUGCACCUCCCCUACUGCAACUCCCUACUGCACUCCCCUACUGCAACUCCCUACUGCACUCCCCUACUGCACUCCCCUACUGCACUCCCCUACUGCACUCCCUUACUGCACCUCCCCAACUGCACAUCCCUACUGAACGCCCCUACUGCACUCCCCUACUGCACUCACCUACUGCACCUCCCCUACUGCACUCCCCAACUGCACUCCCCUACUGCACCUCCCUACUGCACUCCCCUACUGCACCUCCCCAACUGCACAUCCCUACUGAACGCCCCUACUGCACCCCCCUACUGCACUCCCCUACUGCACCUCCUUACUGCACCUCCCCAACUGCACGUCCCUACUGAACGCCCCUACUGCACUCCCCUACUGCACUCCCCUACUGCACCUCCCUACUGCACUCCCCUACUGCCAUUCCCUAUUGCACUCCCCCCCUAUUGCACCACCCCUACUGCACCCCCCUACUGCACUCCCCUACUGCACGUCCCUAUUGCACCACCCUACUGCACCCCCUACUGCACCCCCUACUGCACCUCCCCUACUGCACUCCCCUACUGCCAUUCCCUAUUGCACUCCCCCCUAUUGCACCACCCCUACUGCACCCCCCUACUGCACUCCCCUACUGCACCUCCCCUACUGCACUCCCCUACUGCACCUCCCCUACUGCACUCCCCUACUGCACCUCCCCUACUGCACUCCCUACUGCACCUCCCCUACUGCACUCCCCUACUGCACCUCCCCUACUGCACUCCCUACUGCACCCCCUACUGCACUCCCCUACUGCCAUUCCCUAUUGCACUCCCCCCCCUAUUGCACCACCCCUACUGCACCCCCCUACUGCACUCCCCUACUGCACCUCCCCUACUGCACUCCCCUACUGCCAUUCCCUAUUGCACUCCCCCUAUUGCACCACCCCUACUGCACACCCCUACUGCACCUCCCCUACUGCACUCCCCCCACUGCAACUCCCUACUUCACUCCCCUACUAGUAGCAGGAGUAGUAGUAGUAGCAGGAGUAGUAGUAGUAGUAGCAGCAGUAGUUCUGACCACUCUGGGACCUACCACCAGUCUGACCACUCUGGGACCUGCCACCAGUCUGACCUCUCUGGGACCUAUAGUACCACCAGUCUGACCAAUCUGGGACCUGCCACCAGUCUGACCACUCUGGGACCUGUGGUGUCACCAGUCUGA